Molecule: messenger RNA, 816 nt
Organism: Toxotes jaculatrix (banded archerfish)
Lineage: Eukaryota; Metazoa; Chordata; Actinopteri; Toxotidae
Gene: immp2l
Product: inner mitochondrial membrane peptidase subunit 2
Exons: 6
Coding region: 41-574 (177 amino acids)
Biological process (GO): mitochondrial respiratory chain complex assembly
Cellular component (GO): membrane; mitochondrial inner membrane peptidase complex
Molecular function (GO): serine-type endopeptidase activity
Source: RefSeq, a predicted model, not a curated record
GCGGAACCACAACAGGAAGACGGAGCUCACGUUGCCGGUGAUGGCUCAGCAGGCGACGGCGGGGCGGCGCUACCUGCGGGCCUUCGUCAGCGGCUUCUUCGUCGCCGUCCCCGUCACGGUCACCGUACUGGAUCGAUUCGCCUACGUGGCACGAGUGGAGGGAGCGUCGAUGCAGCCGUUCCUGAACCCUGAGGGGGGGUCGGAGUGUGACGUCGUCCUCCUGAACCGUUGGAGUGUGAGGAACUACCAGGUCCAACGAGGCGACAUUGUCUCCGUCCUGUCCCCCAGGAAUCCCCAGCAGAAGAUCAUCAAGCGGGUCAUUGGCCUGGAGGGAGACUUCAUCAGGACUCUGGGCUACAAGAACCGAUAUGUUCGAAUUCCUGACGGUCACUUCUGGAUCGAGGGGGAUCAUCACGGACACAGUCUGGACAGCAACAGCUUCGGACCGGUGUCAGUGGGGCUGCUUCACGGUCGGGCCUCCCACAUCAUCUGGCCACCAAGUCGUUGGCAGCAAAUCAAACCGUCCCUCCCCCCAAACCGAGGACCGCUGGACACAGAGGAAGAGGAGGGAUGAAGACACACACACACACACACACACACACACACACACACACAGAUUUUAUACCUAUGGUUGUGUCAUCUGUCAUCUAACGAGGUAUCUGUUAGCUGAAGGGUUUAGAGCUGUUUCUGGCCUCUGUACCACAAAUGUCUGAAACCCCACAGAUUUUCCUCAUUGAGGAUUUCUUUCAUGAGUCUUUGUGAAAAAGUGAACAAAAUUUAUUGUUCAAAUUCUAAAAUAAAUGAGGAUUUAUUACA